Molecule: messenger RNA, 3582 nt
Organism: Sphaeroforma arctica JP610
Lineage: Eukaryota; Ichthyosporea; Ichthyophonida
Product: glycine dehydrogenase [decarboxylating], mitochondrial
Exons: 9
Coding region: 214-3273 (1019 amino acids)
Biological process (GO): glycine decarboxylation via glycine cleavage system
Cellular component (GO): mitochondrion; glycine cleavage complex
Molecular function (GO): glycine binding; glycine dehydrogenase (decarboxylating) activity; pyridoxal phosphate binding
Source: RefSeq, a predicted model, not a curated record
AUUUAAUAUUGCCGAUACAGAGCUAAAGAAUUGUGCAAUAGUGUUGUACACUGUGUUCGGAUCGUGCUUUACGGAUCCUUGAGAAACACUCAGUGAUUCACUCUCGCUGUUUGCCUCUCGCUUGAAAUUUAAUUGCUCAAAGUUAGACACAACUUUAACAGAGAAUUGCAUUCACCGGAUUUUACUUCUCAUUGGUAACCUUGAACAUUCAAAAUGCUUGCCGCCAUGCAGAAAGCUAAUCGGGUGCUGACUGUAUCAGGUCGCAACUUGCUCAAGUCACAAUUUCGGUUGCGGAGCGCACUUACUGAGGAGAGUGCAAAUGUUACCAACCAGGAGACGCUUUCCAAAGCAACUUUGAUGAACUUCGAGAAGUUCUCCGGCCGUCACGUAGGACCACGCGAGACUGAUGUCGAGGCUAUGCUUAGGGUGACAGGUCUCUCGUCCAUCAACGAGCUAGUCCAGAAAACCAUCCCGAAUGAGAUCCUUUUCAAUAAGCCACUCAACAUGAAGGAGGGGUUUACCGAGACCGAGUGCUUGGAGCGCUUAGCAGAGCUCGGCAAGAAGAACAAAGUUCAGCGCAGCUAUAUCGGCACGGGGUACUAUAAUACCAUUGUGCCCCCUGUUAUCCAGCGUGUGAUCCUGGAGAACCCCGGGUGGUACACCCAGUACACACCGUAUCAGCCAGAGAUUGCACAGGGACGAUUGGAGUCACUCAUGAACUAUCAGACCAUGGUCACUGACAUGACCGGUAUGGCAGUAUCCAAUGCAUCUUUAUUAGAUGAAGCAACCGCCUGUGCCGAGGCCAUGGCCAUGUGCUUUGCAACCAGAAAAUCCAAGAGAAAACACGUAUUCUUGGUGGAUGAUAAGGCACAUCCCCAGAAUAUCGAGCUGAUGCGUACACGGGCGGGUGGCAUGGGUAUCACAGUCCGUGUAGCCGACUUCAGGAAGCCUCAGGAAAUGGAUGAAGAUGUUUGCGGUGUGCUGAUUCAGUAUCCCAACACAGUUGGUGCCGUGGCCGAUCCCUCACAGAUCGCCGAGAACGCGCACGCCGCCGGCGCUCAGGUUGUCAUGGCGACCGACCUGCUCGCACUAACUCAGCUCAAGCCCCCGGGAGAACUAGGCGCUGAUAUAGUGGUAGGUAAUACACAACGUUUCGGUGUUCCAUUGGGAUAUGGCGGUCCCCAUGCUGCGUUCAUGGCCACCACUGAUAAGCUGGUGCGAAAGAUGCCGGGGCGAAUUGUAGGAAUGUCUAAGGAUAGACAUGGAAACCCAGCGUAUCGCUUGGCCCUGCAAGUACGUGAGCAGCAUAUCCGCCGCGAGAAGGCCACAUCGAACAUCUGCACCGCACAGGCUCUACUAGCCAACAUGUCGGCCUUCUACGCACUCUAUCACGGCCCUACGGGACUUAACAGGAUCGCCACGCGCGUGCACACACUCGCAUCGGUGUUUGCGUCCGGCGUGGAAAGCCAGGGCCACAAGGUGAAGUACGACCAGUUCUUUGACACCGUCUGUGUCGAGCUUUCGUCUAACCUCAGCACGUCUGAGCUAGAGAACCGGGCCGGUGCUAAAGAGAUCAACCUGCGCGUAUUGACGGCGGCCGAGAGUACUACGGCUGCUGUGUGUGUAUCUAUUGACGAGACUACCACGGAGAAGGACCUCAACGAUUUGCUGUGGGUGUUCAGCAACGGCGGUGCGGAUAGCCGGGUAGUCACACUAUCCGAUUACACAGACAAUAGCCAUCCCGUAGGCGAGUUGGUGGGCUAUGCCUACCCCCAUGAGCUUGUGCGAACGAGUGAGUAUCUGACCCACCCCGUAUUCAACACGCACCACUCCGAAGCGGCGUUGACUAGAUACGCGAAGACCCUGGAGAACAAGGAUCUGUCGCUAUGUCACUCUAUGAUCGCCCUGGGCAGCUGUACUAUGAAGCUUAACGGCGUUACUACAUUGAAGGCUCUGAGCAACCCCGACUACACGAACAUCCACCCGUUUGCGCCUUUAGAUCAGGCCAAGGGCUACUACGAAAUGUUUGAGGAGCUCUGCGCCGACCUGUGCGAGAUCUCGGGCUAUGACAGCGUCUCUCUGCAACCCAACAGUGGGGCCCAGGGCGAGUAUGCAGGGCUUAUGGCUAUCAGAGCAUAUCUGGAUAGCAAAGGCCAGCAGGAGAGGAACAUCUGUCUCAUCCCAUCCUCAGCACACGGCACAAACCCGGCAUCUGCACAGAUGUGUGGCAUGAAGGUGGUCGCUGUGCGUAACGACGCGAAGGGGAACAUCGACAUGGCGGAUUUGCACACGAAGGUCAACAAACACUCAGACAACCUAGCGGCGAUUAUGAUCACGUACCCAAGCACGUACGGUGUGUUUGAGGAGGGUAUCCGAGACAUGUGUGACCUGGUGCAUCAGCACGGGGGGCAGGUAUACCUGGACGGUGCUAACAUGAACGCGCAAGUGGGUCUGUGUCGCCCAGGAGACUAUGGCUCGGAUGUAUCGCACUUCAACCUGCACAAGACCUUCUGUAUCCCACACGGUGGUGGUGGACCUGGAAUGGGACCCAUUGGCGUGAAGAGCCAUCUGGCGCCCUUUUUGCCCACACAUAAUGUGGUCAAGAUCCCGGGAGGUGGUAUCGGGCCAGCUGAGAACGAUGGUAACAGCGACCAGGCGUUUGGCAUGAUCAGUGGGGCACCUUUUGGAUCGGCCGCCAUCCUGCCCAUUUCCUGGGCAUACAUCCGCAUGAUGGGUCCCGAGAUAGUCAAAUCCACACACCUGGCGAUACUCAGUGCCAACUACCUAGCCUCACGCCUGCGAGGACACUACGAAAUUCUCUACACUGGCACCAACGGAACGUGUGCACACGAGUUCAUCCUCGACGUGCGAAAGUUCCAGCAGAGUGCAGGUAUUGAGAGUAUCGACAUUGCCAAGCGCUUGAUUGAUUACGGGUUCCACUCACCAACUAUGUCGUGGCCUGUGAACAACACACUCAUGAUCGAGCCUACGGAAAGCGAGUCCAAAGAGGAAUUGGACCGCUUUGCGGACGCUCUGAUUUCUAUCCGAGCGGAGAUCAAGGAGAUAGAAGAAGGCGCCGCCGACCACACGGACAAUGUGUUGAAGAACGCGCCACAUACCGCCGAGGAAGUCUCGAGCGAUAAAUGGGAGCACAACUACACCCGCAGCAAGGCUGCAUGGCCUGUAACCGAUUCGAGUACGUCGAAGUUCUGGCCUACAGUUGGCCGUGUAGACGAUGUGUUUGGUGACCGUAAUUUGCGUUGUACGCUAUAAGUCUAAAAGGGAAAUAGUAUAAGAGUAGUAAUAGACACCGCACGUAUUGGCUGGUGGGGUGGGUUUAAGAAUGUCAACAUGUAUUCAUAUAUCAGUAAGGGUAGAGAUCCGAAGUGUGGUUCCUGGGCCAUAGAGGAUAAAAGAGGAAGCGAUCAGACAUAGAGAUCGGAGCGACAUAGUAACUGUGACUUAAACACUUUAACACACUCUGAGUGAAGGUAAUUGCAUCUGUGAAUUCAAGGAACCUCUCGCGAACAGAGAAUAUAAUUAUUAUAAAUUAAUAAAUUGGGAUGUUUUCCAACCAAGUAC